AUGCAGAAUCAACGCCUGCUCAUAGAAUUCAAUGGCUUGAAGACUGCCAGCCCGGCGGGUGUCUUUCUCAGCUUGUCACCCAGUGACCCAGCACUGUGGACUGGCGUGAUUUUUGUUAGAGAUGGCCCCUAUGCACCGGCUAUCUUGCGGUUCCAGAUAUCGUUCCCAGCAGCAUAUCCAGCUAUCCCUCCCCUCAUUACGUUCCCAACGGAUGUUUUCCACCCUCUACUUGCACCGUUGACCGUGCAGCUGUACACUUCCUCUGAAGAUGACAGCAACGGUGUCGUCGUUCUAGAUGAUGAGAAGCUGCCUCCCGGAGGCUUCAGUUUGAGGCAUGGGUUUCCAUCCUGGUUCAAGAGGACAAGAACCAAGCCUGUUUCCGGCGAGGAAAGACAUCCGACUGAGACUCCCGAAAAUAAGAGCGCAAGUUCCCAGGUCACGCCUAUUGCCCUGAGCAGCAGCUCAUCAACGUCCCGUGAUAUGGCUGAUCCUGAGGACGGAAUCACAGUCUAUGAGCUCUUGAGAUAUAUUAGGAGCACCUUCGACGAUGCCAGUAUGCUUGACGAAGUACCAAUAGAAGCAGCUGGAAACUCUGGAGCCUGGAGGGCUUGGAAAGCUCACCGAGCCCAUGAAGCUCAAGUUGCUCAAGUAAAGAGACUUUUAGGGAUAAGCGGCAACACAAGUUCUCCAUCAAAACGGAACCUGGUGCCAAAGCCAGUUAGGCAGCCUGGGGAAUGGAAUUGGGAGGGCGUCUGGGAAGUCCGAGCAAAGAAAGGCAUUGAUCUCAGCGUUUCUGAAGCGUCCCUCUACGGGAAUUCAACGUCAAACGAUGAGCUGAUCAAUUUCCUUGAAGCUGACGAGGAGGUCGUGGAGACCAUGAAAGAGAAUAUGGUCCGCAGCUUAAGAGCCGCAUGA
Molecule: messenger RNA, 915 nt
Organism: Pseudogymnoascus destructans
Lineage: Eukaryota; Fungi; Ascomycota; Leotiomycetes; Thelebolales; Thelebolaceae
Exons: 4
Coding region: 1-915 (304 amino acids)
Source: RefSeq, a predicted model, not a curated record